Molecule: messenger RNA, 1441 nt
Organism: Tarenaya hassleriana
Lineage: Eukaryota; Viridiplantae; Streptophyta; Magnoliopsida; Brassicales; Cleomaceae
Exons: 3
Coding region: 46-1143 (365 amino acids)
Cellular component (GO): plant-type cell wall
Source: RefSeq, a predicted model, not a curated record
ACCUCCAUCUCCCCAUAAUCAUUACUCUCUCUCCAUAUAAACAAAAUGCGAAGCGUCGUCGUUUUGUCCGUCCUCGUUCUCCUCACCACCGCCUACACCGCCUUAUGCCUCCGCGACGGCCAGCUGCCGAACGGGGACUUCGAGCUAGGACCGAAGCCAUCCGACAUGAAGGGAACGCAAGUGGUAAACAAAACGGCGAUACCGAACUGGGAACUCUCCGGAUUCGUGGAAUACAUCAAAUCAGGACAGAAACAAGGAGACAUGCUCCUCGUGGUUCCUGCCGGGAAAUUCGCCGUCCGGCUCGGCAACGAGGCCUCGAUCAAGCAACGGCUCCGGCUCGUAAAGGGCAUGUACUACUCCCUCACGUUCAGCGCGGCCCGCACGUGCGCUCAGGACGAGCGUCUGAACAUAUCGGCCUCACCCGACUGGGGCGUUAUUCCGAUACAGACGGUCUACAGUAGCUACGGGUGGGAUCUCUACGCGUGGGCGUUUCAAGCCGAGAGUGAACUCGUUGACGUCGUGAUCCAUAAUCCUGGCGAAGAGGAGGAUCCUGCUUGUGGGCCCCUCAUUGAUGCUGUUGCUAUGAGAGCCCUUUACCCUCCUCGACCCACUAAUAAGAACAUUCUGAAGAACGGAGGAUUCGAGGAAGGGCCAUUGGUACUGCCCAACGCGACAACCGGCGUUUUGAUACCGCCGUUCAUAGAAGACGACCACUCUCCGUUACCCGGUUGGAUGGUCGAAUCUCUCAAAGCUGUUAAGUACAUCGACGUCGAGCAUUUCUCCGUCCCUCAGGGCCGCAGAGCCGUCGAGCUUGUGGCUGGAAAAGAGAGCGCCAUAGCUCAGGUGGCUCGGACCGUGGUUGGAAAGACCUACGUGCUGUCUUUCGCUGUAGGAGACGCCAAUAACGCAUGCAAAGGCUCGAUGAUCGUGGAGGCGUUCGCGGGUCGGGACACGAUCAAGGUCCCGUACGAGUCGCGCGGCACAGGCGGCUUCAAACGUGCGGCUCUGCGUUUCGUGGCGGCUUCGGACCGGACGAGGAUUAUGUUCUACAGCACGUUCUAUUCCAUGAGGAGCGAUGACUUCUCGUCGCUGUGUGGGCCCGUGGUCGACGACGUGAAGCUCCUCAGCGUUCGUAAGCCGUAGGAUUCAAAUCCGCGACGGUCAGGAUUUGUUGUGUUGUCGGGCUUUGGUAUACGGAUCAGACAAAGAAUGAGAAGCAAAGCGAAAACGAAGCGUGGGCUUUUUGUGUGGGUGUUUUUAAGAAAAGGGGUGUUUGUUGUGUGUGUCGUGUAGGGUUUAUAAGCUUUAUAUAUAGGCCUUGCUUAUAUAUAUUUUCUUGUAUGAGAAGGCAGUAGAACGGUGCCGUUUUAUGUAGGGGCUUUUUUAAAAAAAUGGUAUGAUACGAAUAUGAGAAUAAAAGUGUUUACAUAUUCACCUAUAA